This is a messenger RNA of Spea bombifrons (plains spadefoot toad), 1107 nucleotides long. RefSeq names its product protein ripply2.1-like. Gene Ontology annotation, cellular component: nucleus. The record is from RefSeq and is a predicted model, not a curated record. The transcript is spliced from 4 exons. The coding region runs from base 60 to 425 and encodes 121 amino acids. NCBI's taxonomy places the organism in Eukaryota, Metazoa, Chordata, Amphibia, Anura, Pelobatidae. Gene Ontology annotation, biological process: embryonic pattern specification; negative regulation of transcription by RNA polymerase II.
UCAGCUCUUGCAAAGGAGACAGACAUACCAAGGGGACCCUGAGGACACAAAUUAGAGAGAUGGACAAUCCAAGAAGCUCUAAAAGUGGACCAACCAAGAGCAGACAGGGUGCUGACCCAGCAAGAUGUGGCACUUUAUGGAGACCAUGGGAUGUUGCACCAAAGACACAGGUGCAGGAACACAAUCCAUCUCUCAGCCUGCAAAAGACAUGCGAUGGAGACCAAUGGCACAUCAAUCACAAAGAGAAGCUCCCAGCCUUUCAACACCCUGUUAAAUUAUUUUGGCCCAGGUCACGGUGUUAUGAUUUCUUGUAUCAGGAAGCAGAAUAUCUGCUCAGAAACUUUCCAGUCCAGGCAACAAUUUCAUUAUAUCAGGAAACGGACAGCAGCAGCUCAGAAGAAGAAGACAAUAGCGAUGAUAAUUAAAUCAAGAGAGAAUGAAAGACUUUGGAAUUAGGCUUCUCGAAUGUGCUAAUGGUUUGAGACCCCUUAACAGGACUCCAAUCUCAUGAAGGAAAUCAAACUUCAUUCAUUGCUCUCUAGGAACUGAUUAAAAAAUAUUUGCUUUAUUUGGUUUGACUACUGAGAUCAAUUGAAACCCCACAAGGUCUUAUUUGGGAAAGUUUUAAACGUUCCAAAUUAUACCAUGGGGCGUAUAUAUUCUGGUGCUCUAACACUUUCAAUAAAAUGCUAAACAGAUAAUAUGGGUUGAUAGUGGUAACAAAUAAAUGGAACAAUUUAUAAUAUAGUUACCAGCUUUCAACAACAGAUAAUAAUCGUAGAGUCCAUUGUACUUCAAUAUAUUCAGACUUCAUGCGAAUUUCAAGAAGACGUGGUUCAAUCGAGCAUAUUCUCACAGUUAUUACAGUAGGGCCAUUUGUUUUCCUUUUUUUUUUACACGCGUUUUAAUGUAAUUAGAUAUUUAUCACUAUAUUUUUGUGACGUUAUCCCCAUUCUGGACAGUAUGUUUAUGAAGCAAAGCAUGUAGCUAUCCCAACAUCUUCCAAGCACUUUCUACCCUAAAUAUACAUAUAUGUUCUAAUUUAUUUCAUUUGUAUUUUUUCACACAAUGUAUUAUAUUUGUAAUAAAAUGCUGACAUUCUUUUUU